AUGUCUUUGGUACAUCUGGUUUUGUGCGCCGGUUUACUGAGCCUUGUAAUUGCCGCGUCUUCUUCCUCUCCGGGCUCGCGCUCGAUUCUCCGGGAUAUCAGCAGCGGUAACGCCGAUCAGAAAGACAAAGCUGUCGAAUUGAACAGUACCAACUUCGAUUCAGUUCUUCACGACACCCCCGCCAAGUAUGCCGUCGUCGAGUUCUUCGCUCACUGGUGCCCUGCCUGCAGAAACUACAAGCCUCAUUACGAGAAGGUCGCAAGGCUCUUCAAUGGACCAGACGCAAUACAUCCCGGAAUCGUUUUGAUGACGAGAGUUGAUUGUGCGAUGAAGACGAAUGCCAAGCUCUGUGACAAGUUCUCUGUUUCUCACUAUCCAAUGCUCUUUUGGGGCCCUCCUGCAAAGUUUGUCUCUGGCAGUUGGGAACCUAAAAAGGAGAAAAGCGAGAUACUUGUCGUCGACGAUGGCCGCACAGCUGAGCGUCUGCUCAACUGGAUCAACAAGCAGACAGAAAGUUCUUUUCACUUAGAUGAUCAGAAAUUCGAAAACGAACAUGUCCUAGCAAAUGUAACCAACUACAACCAGAUUUCUCAGGCUGUGUAUGACAUCGAGGAAGCAACCGCAGAAGCUUUUGAUAUCAUUUUAGUACAUAAGGCCAUAAAGUCAUCUGAAACAAGCGCUUCAUUUAUUAGAUUUAUCCAGCUUCUAGCAGCACAUCAUCUAUCCAGGAGGUGUCGGAAGGGAGCUGCAGAAAUUCUAGUGAACUAUGAUGAAUUAUGCCCUUCUGGAAAAUGCUCCUACGAAGAAUCGGGAGGGAAAGAUACCCUCGGAAAUUUCCCUAUUUGUGGAAAGGAUGUUCCUCGUGGUUAUUACAUGUUUUGCCGUGGCAGCAAGAACGAUACUCGCGGAUUCAGCUGCGGAUUAUGGGUUCUGAUGCAUUCACUUUCCGUAAGAAUUGAGGAUGGAGAAAGUCAAUUUGCAUUCACGGCGAUAUGCGAUUUCAUCAACAACUUCUUCAUGUGUGAUGAAUGCCGCAUGCAUUUCAACGACAUGUGCUUGAGCGUCAAAACUCCUUUCAAGAAGGCACGUGAUUUUGUCUUGUGGGUCUGGAGCUCGCACAACAAGGUCAACGAGAGGCUCAUGAAGGACGAAGCUUCUCUCAGUACAGGUGACCCCAAGUUCCCCAAGAUCCUAUGGCCACCAAAGGAGCUUUGCCCAUCAUGUUAUCUCUCGAGUGACCAGAAAAGCAUAGAGUGGGACUACGACCAAGUCUACAAGUUCUUGAAGAACUACUAUGGUCCCAAGCUCGUCUCCCUUUACAAGGAAAAGAGUGUCAUUGGAAGCAAGGAAGAGACCAUCUCAGCCACUGAAGACUUGACAGUUGCCACCAACGCUCUGGUUGUUCCGAUUGGAGCUGCAUUGGCAAUAGCCGUAGCCAGCUGUGCAUUUGGGGCACUUGCGUGUUACUGGAGGACGCAGCAGAAGAACCGCAAGCCGAGGAGAAGCUGGAACUGA
Molecule: messenger RNA, 1515 nt
Organism: Thlaspi arvense
Lineage: Eukaryota; Viridiplantae; Streptophyta; Magnoliopsida; Brassicales; Brassicaceae
Source: the annotation of a GenBank genome assembly